UCAACACUUGUGAUUAGGUAGUCACCCGUUUGCGUUGCAUGUGGAUGCAUGAUAAGGAAGAGCACUUGCUAGACACCACCGGUCUCUCGUAUAUAGAGAGGAGGAGAUGAGAGAGCAGAGUUCUAUUGGGUUCUGAGACAGCUGCUCUCUGCGACGUCAGGGAUGCAGUCUCCGACUCCUCCUGCACAGGAGCAGCAGCAGCAGCAGCAUCUGGUUCUACGAAUCAGGAACUCCGCGCAUAGCCACAGAGAGAGCGCAUCAGAAGAGGAGCGGGAAGAUGAGGAAGCAUCAAGAACAGCCCUGUCGACCUUCCGGGCCAAGGAAGAAGAGAUUGAGAGGAAGAAGAUGGAGGUCAGGGAGAAGGUGUUCGCCCAGUUGGGCCGCGUGGAGGAGGAAAGCAAACGACUGGCCGUGAUCCAAAAGGAACUUGAAGCGAUAGCGGAUCCAACGAGGAAGGAGGUGUCAGCCAUACGCAAGAAGAUAGACGCUGUCAACCGCGAACUGAAGCCUCUCGGCCACAACUGCCUCAAGAAGGAGAAGGAGUACAAGGAAGCUCUUGAAGCCUUUAAUGGGAAGAACAGGGAGAAGGCGCAACUGGUGAACAGACUGAUAGAGUUGGUCAGCGAGAGCGAGAGGUUGAGGAUGAAGAAGCUGGAGGAGCUGGGCAAGACGGUGGACUCUCUUCGAUGACCCAUGGAUUGCUCGUUGCAGUGCUUGGAUCUCCCAUGGCGGACUUGAAUUGGUUCUCCUCAUUCUCUUCUUUAGAUUGUGUGAUUUGGCACGGUUUGAUGAGUGUAAUAAGCUGAUUGAGAUAUUGAAAUCACUUCUCAAGUGUCUUUAAA
Musa acuminata subsp. malaccensis (wild Malaysian banana) is the source of this 842-nucleotide messenger RNA. RefSeq lists its product as uncharacterized. Lineage: Eukaryota; Viridiplantae; Streptophyta; Magnoliopsida; Zingiberales; Musaceae. The record is from RefSeq and is a predicted model, not a curated record.